Molecule: messenger RNA, 2621 nt
Organism: Drosophila arizonae
Lineage: Eukaryota; Metazoa; Arthropoda; Insecta; Diptera; Drosophilidae
Biological process (GO): SCF-dependent proteasomal ubiquitin-dependent protein catabolic process
Cellular component (GO): SCF ubiquitin ligase complex
Molecular function (GO): protein binding
Source: RefSeq, a predicted model, not a curated record
CUCGGCUGAUAGCGCUCAUUAUAAGCCACAUAUUUGUUGUAUUUGUAAAUGUAAAGAGCAGCCCUUCCGCACACUUGACAAACUGAAUAGAAUUUUCGUUUCCAAGCAACCACUAAGGUCACUGCCGGCCCAAAAUAUAAGUUUCUUGUUUUUCGGAACUGGGUCACCAGCAACAAACAUAAACAAACGCUGAGCAUAAGUCAGAGUGGGACCGCAACACUGAGAGGAGGCAGGGGGCGCAACAGACUGCGUGCAAGCGAGACGGUGCGUCGCUGAGAGAGCUCACUGUGAGAGCGAGUUGAGCAUGCGAGCAUGCGUUGCCACGAUACACAGCUGUAUGGACAGUGCGUGGCUCUUGUUCCCCCUUGGUAUUCGUGUUUUGUGAUUCGAACAGUGAGCAGGUUGCUGUCGCACAGGGAACUGCCACUGCAAAUGAAAUACAUAAAUUAAUUGAAAGAUAAUAAUAAUAAUUCAGGAGAAAUAUUCUAAAACUUCAACUGGAAAAGAGCGCUGGAAAACUCGACUCGAGUGGCUGACAAACGACAGACGACAGACUUAUUCGAAUCGGCAUUCAUAAAUGCGCAAUUUGACGCAGAUAACAAUUAUUUCUCGCUUGCUCUACACGAAACCCUAAAUUGUCUGGAUGGGAAACAACUUAACUACGAGUGGAUUGGUACGGAUAAACCGGGGCAGAAUUGUGUUCUUCGAAAGGCCCGUCGAGGCGCAGGAAAACAAGGUUGACCCAGAUAUGGAGGCCACUGGGACUAGCAGCUCGCUGAUGCCCUUUAGCGAGGAUGGAACACGUCUGCCGCUGCACAUAGAGCAACUGCCCAAUGAUCUAUGGAUCGAGAUUAUGACAUAUUUGUCAUUCAGAGACUUGCAGCAACUGCGUUUGGUAUCUUGGCGCUGUCGCGAAUUGGUCAAUCGACGGUAUUUCACAUCCAAGGGCAAGGUGAUUGUUACCAAAGAGAAUCUGAUUGCAAUGAAGGCGCACAUCGAGCGUGGAGUUUCGUAUUUGCGCUUCGACGAUGUUGAGUUGCGUGAUCUGACGCAAAGUCCCGAGCUGUCGCAGUUCUUGAAGAUGGUGGGACCGGAGGUGAAGCACAUGGAGGUCCGGCAUGCGCCAGUCUUUCGUAACAUGGAUGGCAAGCUGCCCAAUUUGAAGAUCUUGAAAAUAGUUACCACCAGCUUCCUGGAUGAUGUCAACAUGACCAUCGAUGGCAUCAAUAUGAAGCAAUUCAUGCAUCUGACCGGCUUCGAGUGCGAUGGCGUCAGCUUGGAUGCAGCUCUGAAGCUGUUGAUGCUGUUGCAGCUGCGCCGCGUGGAGAAUAAGGUGCGAUUGCGUCAUCUGCAAUUCGAGUAUCGCCGUAACAAUGAGACUGCACUGCUGCAGGUGCUCUACGAUCAUGCGCCGACCUUGGAGUGCGUUGACCUCUUCUUCAGCUGCUCGCCGGGCAUCGAAACUCUGCGCUGGUGUGCGGCCUUCAAGCGGAUGAACAAUCUGCGCACUCUCAAGCUCUCUGGCAACUGUCAUCUCGUGCUCCUCGAUGAUAUUCUGGACGCGAUUCCCGAAACGAGCAAACUAGAGCACCUCGAUCUCACUGGCAUGCUGUCGCUAACCAAUGAAAUGCUGCUCUGCAUAGCGGACAAGUGGCACAAGACUCUGCGCUCACUCGAUCUCAUGUUCUGUGUGCAACUGGACGUGCGCUGUGUGUCGGCCCUGCGUAAGAUGAACGGCUGCCUAGAGUCCUUGACCAUGGCCUACUGCCGCGCACUGACCGGCAGGGGCCUCGUCGAGGGCCUGACCACGCAGAUAAACUAUACGCUGCAGGAGCUCUUCCUGGAGGAUGUGUGCUUCAUCGAUGAGGCGUCAAUGUGCACAAUGCUGGAGCGUCUGCCCAACCUGCGCAAGCUCAGCCUGGACAACUGCCGCCAGGCAACCACCGAUCGCACCCUCUCCACCAUCUUCCGCCACCAGACACUGCUGCGCCUCCUAAGGAUCGACCACUGCAUCAAGGUAACCGACAUGGGCUUCAUAGGAUUUGGCAAUCAGCCGGCGCCCAUCAGUCGCUUGCGCGGCUUGCAUGAGCUCAAUGUGCGAGGCUGUCGCAAUCUGACAGAUCGUCUGCUUAAGCGAGCGCUGCAUCUGCCGGAGCUGCUGGACCUCACGCUGGACUACUGCAAUCGCUUGGAGGCCAAUGGCAUAGCGGCGCUCAGUGUCAACUGCCCAGCCCUGGAAAAGCUGUCCGUGGCCAGCUGCUCGCUGAUCAAUGACGAUGCGGUGGGCUACAUCGUUGUCAAUUUGAAACGCCUGCGCAGUCUCACCAUCAGCAACUGCUCGAUCCUCACACUGCAGGCCUUCAAAUAUAUUGCCAAACAUGGCCGGAAUCUGCGGGAAUUGAUUGCUUGCAGCAUUGAUGGACUCGACCAAGAUGCAGCACAGAAGAUUCUUUCGCGACAGCUGCCAGAACUGAAGCAUGUGACGCUAUAGCAGGAGAGGCUGGUUCACUGACUAGACGAAAACAAUCCCCACGCCGGCUGGGGAACCGACGACGAGGACGAACCGGAAAUCAUCGAGAUUGUUAUCUGAGCCAGAUCUAUGCAAUACGAUCGAAUCUACU